CUAUUUAAACCCCGUAAGGCGGAAUUGGACCUUCACUAAGCAGUCGAGAUCGUCCGAGCCAAGUUGAACAACACCCCACCUUGAAAAGCAGAAAUACACAAACCAUCCAAAAAUGUGGAAGAUUGCAUUUGUCGCUGCCCUUGUCGUCGUUGGGGCCGUCUUUGCAGCUGACGAGAAAAAAUGCACUAUCGUUUCAGAACUGGAAAACAAAACUGUGACUGUAGGCGAUAAAUGUAACUGGAUUGAGGACUGCAAGCAAUGCGGUGACUGUGACUGGUUUAUCUACUGCAACAAAACAACCGAUUUGUGGACCAAGGGUGAUUGUGACGUAGAGGAAGAAGCCGACGGAAGCAUCUUUCUGGACAAAAAGUUAUUCUGGAAGCUUGGAAACGAAACCGACGUGGGGGGUCACUGCGCUCCAUGGAAAAGUCUGAAACCCGACGAGGCAGCCGGUUACAGGGCGAAUGGUGAAACGUGUAAAGAAAUUUGUAAGGUCGAGGGAGACUCGAAAAAUGCGAGACUAUUCCAUUACACGGAACCUGACAUUGACAACAACAUUUGGAGGGCUAAUCCUGUUCCGCUGUGUUGCGAGGAGGGAACCCGCUUUGAUGAUAGCAAGAAGCAAUGCGUCCUCUGCAGGGGGGCAGCAGACUGUAACGCGGACUGCCCAUAUUAAUACUUACGGAUAUUUACAAAUUCUCUAGUUUUUCCAUAAUUACGGGAGAUUAUUAAAAUUUGUGUGACAAUCAUUUAUGCGAAAAUAAACACUUGUGAAAGAGAUGAAA
Molecule: messenger RNA, 785 nt
Organism: Folsomia candida
Lineage: Eukaryota; Metazoa; Arthropoda; Collembola; Entomobryomorpha; Isotomidae
Exons: 3
Coding region: 113-676 (187 amino acids)
Source: RefSeq, a predicted model, not a curated record